Saccostrea echinata is the source of this 696-nucleotide messenger RNA. RefSeq names its product complement C1q tumor necrosis factor-related protein 3-like. Bases 1 to 573 code for a protein of 190 amino acids. Lineage: Eukaryota; Metazoa; Mollusca; Bivalvia; Ostreida; Ostreidae. The record is from RefSeq and is a predicted model, not a curated record. The transcript has 3 exons. Gene Ontology annotation, molecular function: protein binding.
AUGACAGCAAUGCUGAGAAUACUGCUAUUGGUUGUCUUUGUUAUCUUUAUUGAACACUGUGAAGCUCGUGUCGCUCCUUUUAGCGGCGGUGGUGGUUCUGGGAGUGGAGGUGGUGGUUCUAGGGGUCGUGGCGGUCCUAGAGGUCGUGGUGGUCAAGAUAAUCGUGGUCGUGGAUAUACGGGAAGGCAACCUGUAGCUUUCACAGCAAGAAUGUCUGAAAAUGCCACCAACAUUCAACCUGGAAACACGAUACCCUACACAAUGACUAUCGUCAACGUGGAUAAUGCUUAUCGAAAUAAUGUCUUCACUGCUCCGAAGUCUGGAGUCUAUUUCUUCACUUGGAGUGUUACAUCGCUUCCAAAUUUCCCGGUUGACACAGCAUUGGUGAAAAACAACGUUGCCAUAGCCAUACUCUCUUGUCAUCAGUUUUCUAAAACCGGGAAAAGAAACACUUGUUCACAGUCUACCACUGUCAGUCUAGUCUCUGGCGAUAAAGUAUGGGUCAAAGCAACUGAAGCAAUGGACAUUGUAAGCGCAGCAUACUGGCCUUCGUUUUCUGGAUUUCGAUUAUGAGAAUAAAAAAAAAAAACUAGGCAGAUAACAAAAACCCCUAAAUAAUGUAUUUUUCUGCCUCUUGUCUUAAAUGUCAAAAUUUCAUGUUCAUUUGGCUUUCUGAAUAAAAGAAUUGGAAAAGAU